AUGAGCGACAGGGAUGACGAUGUGACGCCCCAGCGAAAACGCAUCGCGGUGGCCUGUGGACGGUGUCGAAAGAGGAAGAUUCGCUGCAGCGGCGAUACUGGUAAUGGAGGGCCAUGCACCAACUGCAAAAACGCAGGCUAUGAACCGUGUCAGUUUCUAAGGGUGGCGUCGCAGGAAACAACCUUGAAGGGCGAGAGCUUUACGUACAGCCUCGAAGCUUCUCGACAGUACCAGGCGCGAGGAAGCUCUGCUAUAUCAUCUUUAUCUGCGUCGACUCCAUCCUACACUGAUGGAAUCCCCGCCUACACAACUGAAGCCUUUGUCUACCGCAACCCUGCCAACUUUACAUAUGGCACCAAGUCCUACUGUCCUCUUGCCUGGGGUAAUGGAUAUGCGGACGACCCGAGCUACAACUAUGCUCUGUACCAGCCAGCCUACUCCCCAGUGCACGACUCAGACUACAGUAUGAGCUAUAGGAUCGCUUCUGGAACCCCUGGAAAGUCGGCACUUUGCGUGGACGCGGAACCCAGCUACUCAUACAGCAGCGGGAACACCAUGACGAAUCUGGUACACCGACCAGCUCAGGCAGCGACCGAAUCGACCGCCUACAACCUGGUGCCUGAUUCCAAGAACGUGGCUUUCCAGAAUAUGGCGUCAGACCCAAAGGGUCUUGCUCUCCAGAACAUGGCGGCGGGCGUCAACACAGGCGAGAGGGUACUGCCCGCGCCAGUGGUUCGGUCUUCAAUGUCCAGCUCGAUAGGGUCGUCGUACAAGAACGAUUCGGGCAGCUCCAUCUACAGCAACAACAGCAGCAGCAGCAGCAAGUCAUCCCAAGACUCCACCUCGGAGACGUCGCCUGUUAGCUCUACUUCCGAGACGCCCUCGAGUUACACGAGUUACGAGUCCUCCACGUCGAGCUGCCUGCCCUCGUAUCCUCCCAUCACUCAGUACGGCCGCUCGGGCAACGAUCUCUACUCGCAUACAGGUUCUUCGGAUACAGCGCUGUUCGCGUCGAGUCAAGGAGGUCCUGACAUGACGUACCGCUACACGGACACGACGGCUGGAGUAACGGUACCGGUGGCCGCUGCUGGUCGUCGUGAUCUGCCCCAUCUCAACGGCAACGGCCUAGGUACCUUUUCGCUUGGUCAUGCUGCGGCGUCUUACCUACCUCACCACGGUACAGCUUACAUGUUGCCCACUGGUGGUGAUAUUGGAGGAGAUGCAGCGACAGAACACAUCCGCAGGAGUGCGGGUGCGGGGUCUCUCUGA
Molecule: messenger RNA, 1269 nt
Organism: Fusarium poae
Lineage: Eukaryota; Fungi; Ascomycota; Sordariomycetes; Hypocreales; Nectriaceae
Exons: 3
Coding region: 1-1269 (422 amino acids)
Biological process (GO): regulation of DNA-templated transcription
Molecular function (GO): DNA-binding transcription factor activity, RNA polymerase II-specific; zinc ion binding
Source: RefSeq, a predicted model, not a curated record